CGGGAAGGGCGGAGCUUUCCCACCCUGGCGGGGCGGGGCGGGGCGGGGCGGAGCUCUCCAGCUUUCCCGCGGCCCCUCUAACUGCGCAUGGCACGUAGCGUACCCCCUCCCAGCAACCGGCCUGGCGGCGGCAAGGCCAUAAACUAAGGAGGCGGAGCUGAGACGCGGUCCCGACUGCUUGCUAACUUCAGGACCAGGUUUAAAUUUUUGAAAUUGAAAUAGGUCUACUCAUUAGGAACUCAUGUCUUUUCUUCGGUGGGUCUCGGAAAAGUUCAUUGUUGAGGGCUUAAGAGAUUUGGAACUAUUUGGAGAGCAGCCUCCGGGUGACACUCGGAGAAAAACCAAUGAGGCGAGCUCAGAGUCGAUAGCAUCUUUCUCGAAGCAGGAGAUCAUGAGUAGCUUUCUGCCCGAGGGAGGGUGUUACGAGCUGCUCACCAUUAUAGGCAAAGGAUUUGAGGACCUGAUGACAGUGAAUCUAGCGAAGUACAAGCCAACGGGCGAGUAUGUGACAGUGCGAAGGAUUAACCUAGAAGCUUGUUCCAACGAGAUGGUGACGUUCCUGCAGGGGGAACUUCAUGUCUCUAAACUCUUCAGCCAUCCUAACAUCCUGCCAUAUCGAGCCACCUUUAUUGCAGACAAUGAGCUGUGGGUUGUCACGCCAUUCAUGGCAUAUGGUUCUGCAAAGGAUCUCAUCUGUACACACUUCAUGGAUGGCAUGCAUGAACUGGCGAUUGCUUAUGUCCUGCAGGGGGUGCUCAAGGCCCUUGACUACAUCCACCACAUGGGAUAUGUACACAGGAGUGUCAAAGCCAGUCACAUUCUGAUCUCCGUGGAUGGGAAGGUCUACCUGUCUGGUUUACGCAGCAACCUCAGCAUGAUCAGCCAUGGGCAGCGGCAGCGUGUGGUCCACGAUUUUCCCAAGUACAGUGUCAAGGUUCUGCCGUGGCUCAGCCCAGAGGUCCUCCAGCAGAACCUGCAGGGUUAUGAUGCCAAGUCUGACAUCUACAGUGUGGGAAUCACAGCCUGUGAGCUGGCCAAUGGCCACGUGCCCUUUAAGGACAUGCCUGCCACCCAGAUGCUGCUGGAGAAACUGAAUGGCACAGUGCCCUGCCUGCUGGACACCAGCACCAUCCCCGCUGAGGAGCUGACCAUGAGCACCUCACGCUCAGCGGCCAACUCUGGCCUGAGUGAGAGCCUGGCCACCAGCUCCCCCAGGACCUCCAAUGGGGACUCCGUAUCCCACCCCUAUCACCGCACCUUUUCCCCCCACUUCCACCACUUUGUGGAGCAGUGCCUCCAGCGCAGCCCGGACGGGAGACCAAAUGCCAGCACCCUCCUGAACCAUUCUUUUUUCAAGCAGAUCAAGCGACGCGCCUCAGAGGCUUUGCCUGAGUUACUUCGUCCUGUCACCCCCAUCACCAAUUUUGAGGGCAGCGAGCCUCAGGAUCACAGUGGGAUCUUCGGCCUAGUAACAAACCUGGAAGAGUUGGAGGUGGACGACUGGGAGUUCUGAGCCUCAGAGGAAGGUGCACAUUUUCCAACACACGAGGACGUGGGAGCCUCCGGGCCCCUUCCUGAGGGCUGGCCACAUUCCCACCCUUCGGGGUGCAGAUUGGGUAGAAAGGACAUUUCUCCAGGAGAGUCGUCUGCUUGCUGACGGGGAAAUUCCUGGAGAGAAACUUUUCUUUACUGCUCCAAGCUUCUGAGACACAAGGGAAUCCCAACAACUAGGGAUCCAGACAGGCCAGAACGCUGACAUUCCCAGCCCUGGUUGCGCAACAGCCUCCUCAGAGGGAAGAGAUACUGUCCUGUCCCUGGAGGCUGAAGUUCAAGCCCAGGGUUUGACUCAUUGACACAGGGAACUGUGUGACUUCCUCUUCCCACUCAUGCUCACUUACCAGCAAAAUGCUAUUCUUUUCCAGUGUUCUUAGAUCCUGUAGGUCCAUGGAGAGGCAAGCAAUAAGCAACCCCUCUCCCCUCUGACCUCUCCCUAAUCAUUGGAGGGAAGGGUUCCCACCCUUUGGGGGGGGGGGUGUAUUUUUAAGCACCGGGUUAAGGUUGGAGCACUUCGUCUGAUCCUUGUUAUCGCUUGGGCCCUGACACCUAGAACUUGUCCGUAGUUCAUCUGUGAAGUGUGUUCCUUUCCCACCGAGGCCAUCUCACCGCCUCCUGCUCUGCCCUGGUGCUUUCUCUAUGGGCCAUAACGUCUUGCCUGGCCAGAGGGCGUAAGUCCUUACGCCGAGUUAGUUUUAUUGUCAGAACAAAUUAAAAAUUUCAGAGAACCUGCCGGAGAGUGAAUUGUUGUGUGCUGACCAUACAGGCUCAGACCAGUCUCAUUCCACCCCGGGUUCUGCCUCCCAAGUGGUCCCCAAGUGCUCGCGGAAGCACAACAGUGACAGCCUCACAACACACCAAGUCUUUUAGAACUCAUAAAAGAUUUGUCUGUCAACUAUCUA
Messenger RNA from Molossus molossus (Pallas's mastiff bat), 2456 nucleotides. It is a transcript of the gene STRADA, whose product is annotated as STE20 related adaptor alpha. Gene Ontology annotation, biological process: protein phosphorylation. The transcript has 13 exons. The record is from RefSeq and is a predicted model, not a curated record. Bases 242 to 1513 code for a protein of 423 amino acids. Gene Ontology annotation, molecular function: ATP binding; protein serine/threonine kinase activator activity; protein kinase activity. NCBI's taxonomy places the organism in Eukaryota, Metazoa, Chordata, Mammalia, Chiroptera, Molossidae.